Molecule: messenger RNA, 957 nt
Organism: Emiliania huxleyi CCMP1516
Lineage: Eukaryota; Haptophyta; Isochrysidales; Noelaerhabdaceae
Exons: 3
Coding region: 1-957 (318 amino acids)
Source: RefSeq, a predicted model, not a curated record
AUGCGGCCCUCCUCGGCGGCGCGGCGGGGAAACUCUCCGACUUCAUCCGAUGCUCCCGGCGCCGCGCGGCCUCGGCGACACCGCGAGAGGCCGCCUCUCAAGCAGCUCAAGCAGCUCGACCUCUUCGGCAACGACGUGGCGGAUGACAACAACCCAAUUUUGACCAUCGCGAGCGAGCGCUUGCGCGUCCUCGAGGACCUUCUCUCGCAUGACCAGUGGGAUCCGGUGGAUGGGCGCGAAGAGCUGUGGCGGGAGGUGGACGGCAUGCUGACAAGGGCAUGGGGGCGGUGGCAAUAUCGCGCUGCUUUUGACGUUUCCAACGGCGUGGCGAUGGUUCAGCUACUGUGCGCACACGGCGCUGACAAGUCGCAGGCUGCGCUCCGCGAGUGGUUCACGACGAGCGAGCACUGGCGCACUCCGCUACACCACUUUGACAUCCUUGGCGCCCCACACGUGCGCAAGCUCCUCCGCGACCCGUGGACGCUGCACGAGCCGCCGGCGGACCCCACGUCUUCGGGCGUGCUCAAGCCGCUCGAUCUCGCCCUCUCGAAGCCGGAGGGUGCGCGUAGCGACGCCGCGUGCCUCAUCGUGCGCGCGGCGGCGAGGUGGAGCCCUCUGAGCCACGACGUCUAUCCGGCGGACGCGCGGCGCCUCGCGGUGCUCCUCGCGCCCAUCGGCUACCACCUCGAGUACCACCGCGGCUUCCGCGGCCUCGGCGAGGUGUGGGUACGGCACGUGCUGCCGUGGGUGGUCUCACGCGCAAGCCGCCGGCCGCUCGGCGUCGCCGACGUGCUCGCCAUGCGAGGUCCGCAGCUCGCCGACGAGCUCCGCUUCCGUCGGCUCGAGAGGCCCGCAACCAAGUCGGCCAUGGUCGGCGCGUUGCUCGAGGCCAUCGGGGCGAUUGCCAGGGACCCUGACUCUGAGUCAGAGUCGGGCAGUGCGGAGGACGAAGAGUGA